Molecule: messenger RNA, 3276 nt
Organism: Peronospora farinosa
Lineage: Eukaryota; Oomycota; Peronosporomycetes; Peronosporales; Peronosporaceae
Source: the annotation of a GenBank genome assembly
AUGGAAGACAGUGACGUGUACGUGAGGGAAGAAGGUGAUCGUCCAAUGGAACAUUCGCCUCGUGGUCGGUAUAUCCGUUUUGAUAUUCGACUAGGUACGGGUGCUUAUAAAUCCGUCUAUAAAGCAUACGAUACCGAUCAAGGGAUUGAUGUGGCCUGGAAUGCUAUUGAUAUUGGCUUAUUACCUAGUACAGAAAAGACACGGAUCAUUCAAGAGGUUCAAUUAUUGCAAAAAUUGGAACAUAAAAACAUUAUCAAUUUUUACGGCAGUUGGUUUUCCAAAGAGAAAAAUCAAGUCGUGUUUAUUACCGAGAUUAUGACCUCUGGAACCUUGAAAUCAUACAUUAAGCGUGUUCAGUUUAUCAAGUGGAAGAUCAUCAAGAGAUGGUGUAUUCAGAUCCUGGAAGGACUUCAUUAUCUACACAAUCAGAAUCCACCGGUGAUUCAUCGGGAUUUAAAGUGUGAUAAUAUCUUUGUGAAUGGGAAUACAGGUGACCUUCGUAUUGGAGAUCUUGGACUGUCGACUCAAUUAGCAGUGGACAAACGUUCGAAGGCACAGAGUGUGCUGGGUACACCUGAGUUUAUGGCACCGGAACUGUACGAUGAGAGUUAUGACGAAAAAGUCGACAUAUAUGCUUUUGGAAUGUGUGUAUUGGAGAUGGUGACCAAGGAAGUACCGUACUCGGAAUGUAUCAAUCCAGCACAAAUUUACAAGAAGGUUACAGCUGGAAUUCGGCCAAAGGGGUUGCAGCGCGUGGUUAGUCAAGCUGCGCGUGACUUUAUUGAGUUGUGUCUCUCACGUGGAAAUGGACUGGUGGACGUGUCGGCUCAAUAUCUACUAGAUCAUCCAUUUUUGAAAGCGCAAGACGAUGACAAUGACAUGGUAAAGUGUUUGGAUGAAGAUGAGCUUGAGCGUGAAAGUAAAGAGGCGCAACAACGGUUGGAGAAAAUUGCGGAGGAAUCAUUCUCACUGGAGUUCAAUAUGGAAGGUGGGUCCAGAGACGGUGCUGGUUUGGUGGUCAUUGAGCACCGAAAGCAAUUCUCGUCGCUUUCGUUGGGGCCAGAAGAACUAAUAGCAGCGUCCUCGGCGAGUGGCAGUGCUUUUACUUUAGAAAGUGCUGGAAGUUUGUUGAUGCCUUCUGGUAAUGCCUUCGCGGAGACUGCCGGAACACACCAGGUACCGCCAGCUGGAGCAUUUGCGCGCGAUAUUAUUACUACCCCAGCUUCCAUAUCUAUCGAGUUGGUCCCACCACUAACGCCAGCAUUAAUGCUAACUCCAACAAUAGCACCAAUGCCAGCGCCAACCACCACUUCACCGGAAGACAUUUCUAAGGUGGCGCACUCUCCCUCUCAGCCUGUCAUUAGUGAAAUGGAUGGUGGUGAUGAGCCAUUAUCGUCGGGUAAAAACAGCGCGGAUACACACGUGGACCAAUUCCUCGCAACGUUGCCUGGCACGGAGAGUGCAAUCCAGAACACGCGGAUAAACAUAAUGGGUGGCAGAGGCCAUCGACUGGAUCUGGAAAAUGACAGCAUGCCAGUUUACGCUGAAAGCCCCGCGGGCUCGCCUGUGGCGAAUGGGAAAGAAACGCCGGAGCACUCACAAUCAUUCACCGGAGAAGCUUCAUUAUUACUUACAGAAAAUCCCAAGAUAGAGCCUCCUAAUUCUGCACCAGGGCUGUUGACACCGUCUCAAGCUCCCGAAGGUCAAAUUCCGUCGUUGAGCCUUCCCGAACGUGAUGUGGGGCCUCAAUCUAGCCUAUCCCGCCGUGCGAGUAUUCACGGUUCGUUUUGUGCAGCUGUAGCUGCUUCUACAACAGCGGAAAAUGUUGCUCCUGUAGCCAGCCAGCCGAUACCUCUGCCUCAACAAAUGUUUCACCCUGCUGCAAGCAGUGCAUCUGCACGAAAGCGCCCAAAGCGACAUGAGAUUAAGGCUGCAAAAGACCCGAACAAUGAGCACAGCAUUUUGUUGAAUCUGCGCAUCAUCAUUGACGGCAAAUCAAAGGAAAUCAAGUUUCCGUUUAACUUGUUUGCUGAUAGCCCUCACGAAGUUGCGUGCGAAUUGGCUGUGGACGUGGGUAUUCUGGAACCGGACCUUGAAGAUAUUGCCGACUCGAUCCGCUUUCUUGUCACGGAGGGCAAAAUCAACAACCUAUCUGACGUGCAAGAAGAUGUAUGGGAAGAAGCACCCGAGCCUCAUUCGUUCUCUUCGAUUCCGUUUCCAAAUGUAUCCAAGAUGUCUUUCGUGCAUAUUCCACCAGGAACGACGUACCAGCAGCAACAAGCAUAUCUGAUGGGUGCAACUCCACCGGAACGCACAUCAAAUGCUUCAAGUACGCUCACUUCAGGAGUAUCGGCUCCCUUGCGUCAAAGCUUGUUGGGUACUAGUGGUAUAGCUGGUGCUGUACCAUCUGGUGUGGAGACAAGUCAGGAGGUGGAAGGAUUGCAAGAAUCGGUAAAUGCUGCAAGUCUGAGUGACCCAUCCUCAACAUUGAUGGUAGUGGACGGUAGCAUUUCUCCUGGCAGUAGUAAUGCAGGCGCUCUCCUACCGUUUUCAGGUGAUGAAGUGGGCCGCUCGCCACCGCGGCCUGGCCUUACUCAUACUGUCAGUGAGUCUACUCUUACUAAGGAGGCCUUGCUGAGUAUCUUGGAAAUGCGAGCUCGUGGUGUGUCGAUGGGUUCGAUCGCGGAGUCAACGUAUGUGCAGCAAAUUCACCAGCUGGAAGACCGCCUGAAGAUUGCACGGACUUCGUUUGACGAACGAGAAUCGUCGCUGGAAGCUGCGAUCCGUAGUGAAGAGGAGAAGCACCAGCGUGAAAUUGAACGUUUUAGAAAGAAGAUGGAGGAAUUCGACAAGCAACGUGCUGCCAUCGCUCGACAGCAGAACGGGGACGGCGCCGCGAAUUGCUCGUCAACCGCAUUGGACGAAAGUCUAAAGUUGUUUGGUCAAGGAGAGUUGUUGGCGAACGAAUAUGUUCAGGAUUCUUCUACGGGACUUGUGGAGUUUGACAGUGAUGUGCGCCUUCCAGUCAAUGGGUCAGACGAAGAGGCCUAUCGAAUAUCUUCAGCAGCAGCAGCAGUAACAGUGCCUGUACCCGUCUCUAGCAGUGCUGCACCGCAAGCGAUUUCAAACUCUGAAGUUGUAACACUCUUAGCUUCGAUGCCAGUGAACGAGCUGAUCCCGGAGAGUGUUUUACAGUCAGCUGCACCAUCGGCAACAGGAACUGAUACGACAACAGGUGCGGCCGCAGAUCAGUCGCUGUCUGGGCAGUCAUCGUAG